CACGAAACAUCAGCAUGCUUUGAAAACCCGCACUCUGCACUGUUGUAUGAUUUAGCUACGCCGAAUGAAAGCGGUUCAGCACUACUCCAACCGCUGCCGUUGAAAAGAUAGAAAUUGCUGGUACAAUUUUGCUUCUCAUCUGGGAUAGAAUAAACAGGCUCUUCUUUCAACACGGGAGCUGGACUUUCAUCUCUCGUGAUAGGGAACUUCAACUUAAAGUAACCCUUCCGUUCUGUGGGUACUAUUUGAUCAUUUCUCAACAAGACGUCGCUUGCAAUGUACGGGGCAUGAUCGAUUGA
Haemonchus placei is the source of this 299-nucleotide messenger RNA. The record is from the annotation of a GenBank genome assembly. NCBI's taxonomy places the organism in Eukaryota, Metazoa, Nematoda, Chromadorea, Rhabditida, Trichostrongylidae.